GAGUUUCCAGGUGGCCCUGGAAAAGCAGACUGGAGAUUAAUCAGCGAAAGCUGAUGGAGGUUUUCAGUGGAUGGAAAGUGGGCCAAAGUAACCUCGAUAUAUUUAUUUUCACAAUAUUAGGACGUGUGUGGCACAAUUUUUAAAAUGACUGGACGAUGCUUCGGGUGCGCGGCCAAAUUCACUUUGCUGAAGAAAGAGCUUGCCUGCAAGAACUGUGGCUAUGCUUUUUGUUCAUCUUGCCUUGGUCACAUCGCUUUGGUCCCCCGCUGUGGAAAUACACAGCAAAAAGUCUGCAAACAGUGCCAUGGAACACUUACAAGCACCAAAAAACAGGAUAACACUGCAAGAUGGUCACCACCAGAGAACUACAAAAAGCGGGUAGCUGCUUUGGAAGCCAAACAGCAAGGUCAAACUGCAGUUCACAAAGCAGGGUGUCAGCCACUCAGCCGUGACAAUACAUCAAAGCACCGGGGUCUUUCGAAAGAGGAUCGAGCCAUUGCUGAACGAUUGGAAAAGCUAAGGGGAGAAACAAAACCAAAAUCUAUACCAUCUCAGAAGGAGAUUGAGUGUCGGCUAGCUGCACUGAAGAAGGACUCUCAACGGCCCAUGCCUUCCACCAGGGAGAUGGAGGACAGGUUAGCCCUGUUAAGAGGCCAGACCCCACCUUCUCAGGCUCCUAAACCCAAUCAUCAGGCUCCUGAUAGCAGGUCUCAAGCAGAGCAAGCCAAUGACCUAUUCAAACAGAUGUCUGAAGAAGCAGCCAUAGAUGAGAAGUACGGCUCUGGUAUUGAAGAUGACGGAAUGAAUGACCUGAAUAAAGGAAUUGAUCCGCGAAACUUCAAAUGUGACACUGCUAAAAACAUCAAUCUUCUCGAGGAGAAUUAUCUCAUGGACCAAGCAACAGCUGAACUGAAACAGGAUAACUUGCAACAGGAGCGUAUCUUAAAGAUAUCCAGGAGACUGGCCACAUUGAAAGGAGACGAUCCGAAUGCUGGUGAGUUAUCUAUGGAUGACUGGAAACAUGCCGGGCUAGAUAGUGAUGAAGAAAAUGAGGAACUGCUGACCCAGCGAAUUCUGAAACAGGUAAAUGAAGAAAUUGCUUUGGAUGAAACAAGUGGCUACAAUAUCCCUGUUGAGCAACCUAAACCAGUCAACCCAGUGCCUGCAGGGAGAAAGCAACUGCCUACCUCCCCUGCUCGAGCAGCAGCUGAGACUGCAGACAGUGAUGAAGAGCUACCUUGGUGUUCCAUCUGUAACAACGAUGCUGUCCUCCGUUGCCAUGGCUGUGAUGGAGACCUCUACUGCCAUCGAUGCUUUAGGGAAGGACAUGACAAAUAUGAGCAGAAGGAACAUAAAACAUCCAAGUAUAGUCAACCAAAGAAGAAGAAAUGAGAGAGAGUCCACACCCUUGGCACAAUCUGACACUGAAGAAAUUAAACACUGCAUCAGCAAUUGCAUAAAUCCCUAUCCAAUUAGCAAAGUGCUACUGGAGGAUUGAUCAUAACUCACUCUUCUGCAACAGAGUCUUGAUGGACAGCAUCCAAAGUAUUUCUGUUAUUACAAGACUCGUGUCUGCAGUGCUGUAGUAGUGGUACCUGUGCCUCAUCAACGGUGAUCACUACAUUAUCUUCUGUGGGGUGCUCGUGUUUUAUAAAGUUUGCAUAUAACACGAUUAGACAAGGCUGCACCUUAAGACUCCAAAUGUUAACUUUUUGCUUGUCUAACAUGUGUAAAAAGACUGUAACAUAAGACUUAGAUUAGUAUUGACUCCAAUUAUUAUUUAAUGGAGUGAUUAUUUUGAACCACAAUUUAUCUCGUGUAUAAUUUAUUGAAACAAGUGAUAACACAUUCGUGGACAAAUCCUAACAAUAUACUGAUAUUUUAAUAAUUGCUAUCGAACAAGGUUGUCAUAAGCCAUUACCUUCUUAUUUAAACCCUCUUAGGGAUUUCUAUGUGUCUGCUCUUUGUACAGAUGCUCUGAUUCUAAACACAUAACAUGUUAUGACAUUGCGGAUAGCAAAGUUGUGACAUUGCUGAAUAAACAUGUUCCCAGUAAAAUCAGGUAUUUGCUAAAAAAAAUGCCCUAACCACUAUUUCAAAACAUUUUAUAAUGAAUGCAGCUCGUAUACCAACAUCAAUUAAAUAUUGGGCCUUAUUGGA
Leucoraja erinaceus (little skate) is the source of this 2160-nucleotide messenger RNA. RefSeq names its product zinc finger, FYVE domain containing 19 (gene zfyve19). Gene Ontology annotation, biological process: abscission; mitotic cytokinesis checkpoint signaling. Bases 145 to 1392 code for a protein of 415 amino acids. Lineage: Eukaryota; Metazoa; Chordata; Chondrichthyes; Rajiformes; Rajidae. Gene Ontology annotation, cellular component: midbody; cleavage furrow; centrosome. The transcript is spliced from 11 exons. Gene Ontology annotation, molecular function: phosphatidylinositol-3-phosphate binding; metal ion binding. The record is from RefSeq and is a predicted model, not a curated record.